GAAGAACAUUGAGCAUGAGCUUCUGGUAGAACUUCUCUGUGUGUAUUUGCAAACCAUCUCUUGCUGUGUGUGUUGUAAAUCACACCAUAAUUAGGUUUAAGAGCUGACAUUAAAACAGAGACCUAUGUUUUCUUAUCAUGCCCCGGUGGACCACUUACGUUGUCCCUGCAGGGAUGGCCCUUCCUUCAUGGACUCCACACUAGGUGCUGGACACGUGAAGAUGAGCAUCCUGCCUCUGAUGUGGUCUCCAGGGAGUUGGAGUUGACAGACUGGGAGAGCAGAUUGGACAGAAGCACAAAGAAAAGAAAGCAGAGACCAUUUAGAAGACUCCUGGUGGUUUGUAGGUACGUGGGAAGAUCUUUCGGCAGCUUGGCGUGGAAGCGAUUGAUCACCUUGCUCUCAUUUCUGCCUGGUCUGUGCUGGCGAGGGAGAGUGCCCAAAUGAGCAAGAUAGUGCAGCCAAGCAGCGCUCCGGGAGUGAACGGGAUCAGCGUUAUUCACACUCAGGCGCACGCCAGCGGCUUGCAGCAGGUUCCUCAGCUGGUGCCCGCCGGCCCUGGAGGAGGAGGCAAAGCCGCGCCUCCAAGCAAGCAAAGCAAGAAGAGUUCACCCAUGGAUCGAAACAGUGACGAGUAUCGCCAGCGCAGAGAGAGGAACAACAUGGCUGUGAAAAAGAGCCGAUUGAAAAGCAAGCAGAAAGCACAAGACACGCUGCAAAGAGUGAACCAGCUCAAAGAAGAGAACGAACGCUUGGAAGCGAAAAUUAAAUUGCUGACAAAGGAAUUAAGUGUACUGAAAGAUUUGUUUCUUGAACACGCACACAACCUUGCAGACAACGUGCAGCCCAUUAGCACUGAAAAUACGACAACAAAUUCCGAUACUGCGGGACAGUAGGCCUCCUCCUUUCCAGACUUCGCAACUGUGGCUUGAGCAUGAAAGGUGUGACCACCGACGCCACUCACGUUCAUGGCUGAGUGUUGUCUUUUCCAUUAUUCAGAGCCAUUGGAGGUUAUUUUCUAGGGUCAGCACUGAAGCGUUGAUUAGCCUUGCCGUUUAAAUAUCUGGCUUUACAUGAUGUGAAUUUUUGUGGGAAUUGAAAAACAAAAAUUUUUAAAGUAUAUGGUAAAA
Chinchilla lanigera (long-tailed chinchilla) is the source of this 1127-nucleotide messenger RNA. RefSeq names its product CCAAT/enhancer binding protein (C/EBP), gamma (gene Cebpg). The coding region runs from base 441 to 893 and encodes 150 amino acids. Gene Ontology annotation, molecular function: RNA polymerase II cis-regulatory region sequence-specific DNA binding; DNA-binding transcription factor activity, RNA polymerase II-specific. NCBI's taxonomy places the organism in Eukaryota, Metazoa, Chordata, Mammalia, Rodentia, Chinchillidae. The transcript has 2 exons. The record is from RefSeq and is a predicted model, not a curated record. Gene Ontology annotation, biological process: DNA-templated transcription; regulation of transcription by RNA polymerase II.